This is a messenger RNA of Caenorhabditis briggsae, 1161 nucleotides long. The coding region runs from base 1 to 1161 and encodes 386 amino acids. The record is from RefSeq and is a predicted model, not a curated record. The transcript has 5 exons. Lineage: Eukaryota; Metazoa; Nematoda; Chromadorea; Rhabditida; Rhabditidae.
AUGUGUAUUGAGCUUAUAGCUGUUAUGAAAACCGAAAGUAUGUAUUUUUCAGUGACCAUCCGCAAGAAGUCGGAUAAUUUUGACCAGUACAGUGAUGAAGAUGUCCAAAAUAACAGUGUCUCAGGCUGCUCGGUUUCUGAAAUCAAUUCCGAGUAUACCAGCUCCGAAUAUUCGACCUACUCUGACACAAUGAGUGCUUGCUCUGCCUGUUUCGUUUAUUCCCCACACAGUCAAUUAUUCGUUUGUGUCAAAGAAAAUUGUGGCUACGCCCUUCAGCAGACGGUUCCUGUUUUGUCGCCAUCCCUUUUCUAUCGCCGUGAGAAGGUUUUUUGUGGAUCUUGCGCAUUUCGAGGAGUUCACUCACCACACAAAAAAUUUAUGAAACCUGCCGAGCCACUCGCGAUUCCGGUGAUUGAUUAUCUGUCUGCGUCAGAGUCAGUCUAUGAAUGGCACAGUCGUCUUUCUAUGCUUAAUCAAACAGUUCGAACACUUAAUGAUUUUCGUGUUCAAGGUUAUUCGUACGUUAAGGAGCAAGCUGAUAAAUUAUUAACCGCAUACUCCGAUGUUUCGCGGGCUGUCGCAGAUGACAUAAAAUUCAAGGAGAACGAGGGUUUCAAUAUCAGAAAUAGUCGGCAGACUGAACACCGGAUUCGAAUGGGUAUUCCCUGUAACCAGAAAGACGAUGAAAACGCAUCCUUAUCGUCAAUUUCUUCCUCUUCAAGAAAGUCUAGCAUUAGUUCUGUUACUUCAACUAACACUGUUCUGCAAGUGUCCGUAAAAACAGAAUCUGAAACUACCGUUAAUGGAGAUAGAGAAAUCGCGACUAAACCGACGAAUUUUGUCGAAGAAACGGUUCGUCAAACGAACAUCGUCAUGUCCCGCAGAUUUGAUGUCCUUCGCCGAUUUUCAACCGUGGCUGAAGCUGCACUUCAGGUUGCUGAUCUUCUCGAUUCUAGAAUCAAAUGUAUCAAUCACAAGAAAGAAGUUGUCAGUUAUUUGGAAAAGACAUAUUCUAUCAUUUGGCCGUCAGUUGUCGUUCCUUUAACAUAUGCAGUCUUUCAUUUUCAGGCGCCAACUCCAUUGAUCGUGUGCCGCUCUCGACUACUUUCACGGACAAAUUCCCCAUGUCUUAUGUGUAAAUUCUUGCUUUAUUUGUUGUAA